Eriocheir sinensis (Chinese mitten crab) is the source of this 3901-nucleotide messenger RNA. Its product is annotated as ribosome-binding protein 1-like. The coding region runs from base 115 to 1230 and encodes 371 amino acids. The record is from RefSeq and is a predicted model, not a curated record. NCBI's taxonomy places the organism in Eukaryota, Metazoa, Arthropoda, Malacostraca, Decapoda, Varunidae. The transcript is spliced from 2 exons.
AUACUUCUUCAUUUGUAGCAGCGAAUCACAGUAUUAAGGGGGAGUUUAUGUCAGUUUAAAAAUCGUUGAGGGAUAUUCAAACAGUUCGGUUGACCGGUGGGAGUCCUUACCUUUAUGUGUUGUCCGUGUAACCAAAAUGAAGUCGACGUUUCUCGCUCUCUCGCCAGCAGGAGCAGCGGUGUGAUGGUGCAGGGAGCCUCAUGCCUGACCAAGUGUGUCCUCGUACUCUCCUGUGUGUCCUGCGUCCUGCCCUCCGCCCUGCACACACUCCAGCCAGAUGAGGGCGUGGGCGCGGUGGACAAGCGGUUUGGAGGGGCGCGGGACCCCAUGCUUCAUUAUCUCCUCGUGGCCAUGGCGCACCCCGGCCCGCGCUACGCCGCCCCGCAGAUCCUGAGUCGUGGCGUGAGGAGGAUCGGAUCUGAAUUCUUAGGCAAAAGAUCCCCCCCUGGCGAGUCCCACGAACCUGAGACCUGUGAGGCGGGUGGCUGCGUCCCUGAGGCUGACAAUGACGCUGACGACCUGAAAAAGGAACAACUGAGCUUCACGGGACAGUACGACGACCAGCACGACCCCGAGGAAAUUGAGGAAGGGCCGGAUAAGAGAGCUUUGGGAGGGCUGUCACGUGGCCGCCUGGCGCGCUACCUCUCCCUCCUCCUCCACAAGAAAAUGGGUUCAGAGUUCCUUGGCAAGAGAGCAAUGGGUUCAGAAUUCUUAGGCAAACGGGCGAUGGGGUCAGAAUUCUUAGGUAAAAGAGCAAUGGGUUCAGAGUUCUUAGGUAAGCGGGCAAUGGGUUCAGAAUUCUUAGGGAAGAGGGCAAUGGGUUCAGAGUUCUUAGGCAAGCGGGCAAUGGGUUCAGAGUUCUUAGGUAAGCGGGCAAUGGGUUCAGAGUUCUUAGGUAAAAGGGCAAUGGGUUCAGAGUUUUUGGGUAAGCGAGCAAUGGGUUCAGAAUUCUUAGGCAAGCGUGCGAUGGGUUCGGAAUUCCUGGGUAAGCGAGUGAUGGGUUCAGAAUUCUUAGGCAAACGGGCAAUGGGUUCGGAAUUUUUAGGGAAGAGGGCAAUGGGUUCAGAAUUCUUAGGUAAGCGAGCAAUGGGGUCAGAAUUCUUAGGUAAGCGAGCAAUGGGGUCAGAAUUCUUAGGGAAGAGGGAGUCAUGGGAGGAAGGGCCGCGGCAGAGGAUGGAGGAGGAGGAAGAGGAGCAUGAGAAGGAGGAGGAGGAGGCGCUGUCUGCUUGAGGUGGCAUCUUCGCCCUCUCCCUUCCCUCUCCCUGAGCGGUCAUGCCGUGUAACCCUCUCGAGGCUACCGAACACCCUUGCUCUCCCUGAUCACGCGGGGGCAGCACUCCGACACCUCGUCCACACCUGACAAAUAUUCCCAAUCUCUCUACGGGCAUGCGGUCCCUGAGUGAAGGCUCUCGGCUGUAGCUUCAAAACUAACCACGGGGUGUUCUGAAAAAUGUUCUCAUUGUGAUUCCCAUUCAAAAUUACCCUAAGUGACUACAACUUAACCUGACCUAACCUAACCUACCCAACCCUACCCUAACCAAACCUAACCUAUACUGACCUACUCUAACAAAACCUAAUCUAACAUGACCUGAACUGUUCAAGUGUGCGCCACAUACCCGUACAGAAAAAGGAAAUACCACCCCCGCUCUGACACACCCUUAUCCCCACGAGGAAGCCCUCCCCCCCACGCGAGGAGGAGUGGAGGGGACGGCGCCUCGAAAUAGUCUUUUAUUGCUGGGCUUUCCGCCACGAGAAAUGCUACUACUACUACUACUACUACUACUACUACUACUACUACUACUACUAUCACCACUACUGCAGACAUUAUAUGUAUGAAAUUUACAAGGGGCAGUUGGUAGGCGCGAGUAUAUCAGAACAAAAUAUAUAUACAGACAUCUUAUAUCAGAACAACUGAAGAAGAUUAUGAAAAAAUGUAAAAGGAGAACACGAAGGCACUUUUUUCAUAAAAACCUAUGAAUAUAAAGAGCAAUAAUAAGCCUCAUCCUCAACCACUAACGUUAUUUACACCCUACAUAAUUAUAUCUCUCUCCAUAGUGCAGUACGCAUAGGAUUAACCCAGGCAGGCAUUGUAUUUCACUGUGCAAUCAUCAUAAAACAACUACCAGAUGUUUUGCCCCGAACUCACAUAACGAUUAAUGAGGCAGAACAAAAGUGAAACUAGACAGCCGAUAGAACGCAUUUACGAAAAACGCAUUAGAACAGACCACCUUUUUCAUGCGAAACUCAAUAAUCUUAAACACGUACAGAAAAUAAAUUAGGCAAAGGCAAUACAGCGCAAAUCUAAAGAAAAAAACGCAUUAGAAACCAACUCCCUUCUUCCGCGAGCGUGUAUAGAUGGAAUGAGAUUAUUACAGAUUUGAUUUUUAGCUCAGUUAUUUCUUUUCCUAUUGUUACUUUUUUAUAACAUUUUAGACUCGUACAGGAAUUUUCCGGCUUACGAUUUGUAGUUAGUUUAGUUUAGUUUCAUAGCGAAGAAUAUAAUGAAAAAAAAAUUGUAAAAUGAGAAGACGAAAGCAUUUUUUUUUUUUAUAUAGAAACCUACGAAUAUGAGGCGCGAUAACCCUCGUCCUUAACAACUAAGAGAAAAGAAUCUAAACAAAGUCAAGACAACGCGUACACAAAGAGGAAAAAACGCAUUAGAACCAACUCCCGUCUUCCGCCAGUGUACCUGUUUAAGAUAAUUUUACAUUCCAAGCACACCCGGAGAGAGCUUCGACCUGAGGAUUUCUUAAUUACCAGCACGCGAAGAGGAGGAGGAGGAGGAGGAGGAGGAGGCGGCGAAGUGACAUUAGCGUGAUAGAGAAGAGUUUAGAUCUAGAUUUUUCAUAAUGUAGAAGCACUCCCGGACAACUACGACGGAGUUUCUUAACUAUGCACAGAUUAAAAACUGUAGCAACGACGGCGAUUUUCUUGUUUUGUUUAUCCGGCUUCCACUUUGAUCUCUAGGGCUGAAGAAGAAGAAGAAGAAGAAGAGGAGUCGUUGUUAAUGAGAGAAACAGGUUAAGGGUCAAACAUUAACCCCAAACACAACGUUGCUAUGAAACUAAACUAAACUAACUACAAAUCGUACGCCGGAAAACUCCUGUACGAGUCUAAAAUGUUAUAAAAAAGUAACAAUAGGAAAAAAAAACUCUGAGCUAAAAAUCAAGUCUGUAAUAAUCUCAUUCCAUCUAUACACGCUACAAAGUAUGUAUAAAAACGAAAAGGAGACAGAAUGGCGAGCUGAGAGAUAUAAUAAUUAAUGAACCAAAAACGAAACAGUGGAAUACGCAAUGCAAAUAUAAGGAAUUCAAUCUUGUGUCAGCCACUCAAAGAUGUGAAAGUAAAUGAACUAAGAAAUGUAUUAAUAAAGGAACUAAAACAUGUAUUAAUUAAUGAACGAAGAUGAACCAGGGAAAUACGAAAUGCAAAUAAAAAUAAAUAAAUCUUGUAUCGUCCACUCAAAGAUGUAAAAAUAAAUGAACUAAGAAAUGUAUUAAUUAAUGAGCUAAAAGAUGUAAAAAAAAAAUAGAUGAACUAGAGAAUAAUAAAUGGCAAUAAAUAAACGAAAGGCGAACUAAAAGAUGUACAAAUAAAUUAACUUAAAAAUGUAUUAAUAAAUGAAUUAUAAAAUCUAAUAAUAUAUGAUCUAAAAGAAAAAAAAAAUUAUCACAAAUUAACUAAAAGAUACGGAAAUAAACGAACUAAGACAUAUAACAAUAAAUGAUCCAAAAAACUAACACAUUAACUACCCAAUGCCAAUAUAUGGAAUCCAAUCUUAUAUCACCCACCCCCUUCCUCUGCCCCGACCCCAAGGAGAGCCUGUGAAGCGCGGGGCCGCAACGGAGGGUUCAUGUAAAUAGCAAAUUCAUCAGUAAUAAAAAUAAAGGAAGGGAAAAAA